Monodelphis domestica (gray short-tailed opossum) is the source of this 2167-nucleotide messenger RNA. It is a transcript of the gene HSFX4, whose product is annotated as heat shock transcription factor family, X-linked member 4. Gene Ontology annotation, biological process: regulation of DNA-templated transcription. Lineage: Eukaryota; Metazoa; Chordata; Mammalia; Didelphimorphia; Didelphidae. The record is from RefSeq and is a predicted model, not a curated record. Gene Ontology annotation, molecular function: sequence-specific DNA binding; DNA-binding transcription factor activity.
AGGGCAUUCUCCUGCCCUGUCCCCAGAAGCCCCUUCCCUUUUGGUGUCUUUCCCAGAAAAUGGUUACCCAGCUUCCUUGUUAGGGCCUUGUCACACAGUGAGACAGUCCACGAGUUUAACCUGGGCUGACAGCCAAAGUGGCUCUUCCCAAAGCCUUUAGUGUCCAGCCAGGCAGCCAACUGGGGUCCAGUGCCCACUGCCCUCUUUCCACACACAUACAGCUGCGAAGGGGCUCACCUCCUCCCACCCUCAGGACCCCAAACCUUCUUUGUCCUCCCCCAAACCUCCUCAUCUGGCCAAAACUGCAGAGGAGCAGAGAGGGAGGGCCUUCCCCAAACCCUCUGGGGGUGGGCGGCAGCUGCCAUGCUGUUUCCUCAGCCUCUCCCCACCGCCAUUUCUCUUCCUCGAAGCUCCACUUCUCUGUGCUUCCACAGUCAUCCAGUGUCCCUAUAACAUAGUUAGAAGUGGGGGGAGAGUUUAGUCAAGGCCUGAGAACCGCCCCCCCCCAAAAACUCAUGAAGUCCAACUCUUACUGGUGUUCGUUUGGUCUUCCCGAGCCCACAGAGUGGUGAAAAGGUCUUCUUUUUCGACUGCCCUCUCCCUCUCUGACCGUCUGGUACCCAUCUAUGGUCAAUUUGCCUUGAAUCUCCCUCAACGGGGCUACCUCCAAAAGGGCCCAAGCCAAACUGGCCAGAAUAUUCCAGAAACAGUAUUUGAGAGCAAUGUUAAUUGGCCUGUCCUGCUGUCCACCAAUCAGGAGGGCUGGAACGUACAGAAUCUUUUGCCUAAUAAAUAUCACCAUAGUUUCAAUUUUGAGUGAGAUUCUAGAUUCUUGGCACAGGUUAUAUGAGCAGCGCUCACACCGCUGAGAUCAUUUUAGUCUUAGCAGACCAGUGGGUGUAGCAGGUUCGAAAUGUUCUGGGGGAGAGCAAAUAGUUCUACUUAGGGCAGGACAGCUAACUUUAAAACCUCAGUAGGUAGAAGUCUGAGGAGCCUGUUAAAAGGCUUACUCCCUUUUUUAGUUGACCUCAAAGGGUCAAGGAGUUCUGGGUAUUCCUGGAAGGAAUGUUUCCUGAGCCAUGAAUAAAAAUCCCAGUUUACAAGGAAAGGAGCUCAGCAGCCACUUUUUGAGUCUGACAGAAAUUGGCGAUCUUCUGUGCCUGUCCUUUCCCAAGAAGCUUUGGAAGAUAGUAGAAAGCGACCACUUUAAGUCCAUCCGUUGGGAUGAGAAUGGAGACUGUGUAGUCAUUGAUGAAGAGUUUUUCCAAAGAGAAGUUCUGGAUAGGAAAGGGCUCAUAAGGAUUUUCGAAACUUCUAGCCUGAAAAGCUUCAUCCGACAGCUCAAUCUCUACGGAUUCUCUAAACUUCGCAUAAACGUGUCUUCAGCUCACUCUCACCAGGGGAUGAAAAAAGUGAUGAUUUAUCGGAACUCCAAUUUUCGAAGAGAUUGCCCUUUUCUGAUUCAAAGAAUUAAAAGAAGAGUGGGCAUUAGAAACAGGGCUCAACCCAACCCUGUCUCUCCCUUACCAAAAAGAAAGAAGCCGAGGGUCCUGAGAAGACAGUUCUCCUUUAGGGAGGUAAGAAUGGCUCGUUAUAGAAAGUGGGUAAUGGCCAAACGAGUGAAGAAGAAGGUGCUGAAGAAAUUUGGGCAUUUUCAGAAGAGGAGCCUUAAGACCUACGCCCUACAAGCAAGAACUUUCGAGAAUUCAGCUGGUCAUUCCAGACAAAUCCAACCACGAGUUCUCCCUAGGAAAGCCCCAAAUAGUACUGGGUCAAGUCUUUUUAUUCCCCAAGAACCAGCUGCAUCAAUUGAUCCUUCCAAUAUGGGGCUGCUACCACCUUCAGUCUACCAGGACUUUACGUCCCUAAAUGCCCAAAUCACUACUUUAAUGUCUUUAUGUAACCCAUGGUUUGCUAUGUUUGUGGCUGCUGCUUCAUCCAUGCCUGUGUCAGAGCCCAACGAGCAGCAGGUGUCUUCUUCCGCCCAUCCUUGCCCAGCUUGCAACUGCUGCAACGGUAACGAAGCACCUUCAUCCAAGACAGUAACAACCCAGAGUCCACACAGCUCUUCUGAUUAAGUCGACUACAAUUUCGCAAUGACUACUGUCUCCUAUUUUUGUCUUUGUGUAAAAACCUAUACAAAUUAAAGUCUUAAAAUCCAAAGCAA